Molecule: messenger RNA, 618 nt
Organism: Eruca vesicaria subsp. sativa (arugula)
Lineage: Eukaryota; Viridiplantae; Streptophyta; Magnoliopsida; Brassicales; Brassicaceae
Source: the annotation of a GenBank genome assembly
AUGCAAUUGAAUGGUGAGUUAAGAAGGGAUGAAUACCUUUCGGUACAACACAUUCUCAAUCUAGCAAAACACAAUAAAUUGCUUGAUUGUGACUGGACUGUGGAUGAACUGAAAUCAUUGGUUAUACUUCAAGAGGAGGGAUUCAUACUCGACUCAGAUUGCCCAUUCACAUAUGAACUUCGUGAUCCUGCAUCUUACCUAACUGAUUCUACGUGUCAGUUUAGAGCUCCCAACAUUGAAGUUCUGCUAGUCGAAGACGAUGUUAAAGUUGAAUCCAUGCUUCCUUUGAUUUUGGCAGAACUUGAAGAUGGACCAUUGGCUUGCUUAGUGCUAAUGUAUCCAUCUUACAGUUCCAAAUCGAAGAAAAUUGAUCACCUAUACAAGCCUACAUCAGCGGAAUUUGAAGCAUAUGAAGAGGAUAGGAUUAAUGAUGUUGACUGCGCUAUUGAGUUGCACACGAUAUUCUUAUUAGGUGAUGGGGUUGACAGAUAUGGGAGGCAUUAUCUGGAAUUUCAAGACUCGCUAGGGGAUAUUGAUAUCGGAGAUCGUGGAUUCAUUCGUGUUGCUGCUGAACUCAACUAUGUGCAAGAAUUUCGUUGUGGUCUACAAUUCUAUUAA